AUGAACAGCUCCGGUAACAAGGACUUUCGUGACCAGCUGGGCAAAUUCCGGUUGGAUUCGGUAGGAUCUGCCCCGGCAGCUUGGUCACAAUCCACUCUGCAGGCCCCCAUUGAGCCCGCAUCCGCGUCGGCCGACCUUAUCGCAUCCACUCCAGCUUCACGCAGUAAACGGGUGUCGACGGCCUGCGACUUCUGUCGUAAGCGGAAGAAAAAGUGCGACUUUCGAUAUCCGAACUGUUCCGCUUGUUCUCGUGCCGGAGUCCGAUGUACCAUCCCGCCCCCCGGUCCCCAAGUCGCCAACACCUCCGUACCCCGCGAUCAGUUGGAAAAUCUACAAAAACGCGUACAAUGGUUAGAGGAAAUCGUGCGCAGGAGGUCAGGCAUCUCGGUUGCGGAUCUGGCCACUGGUACCCCCGUUGAUGGGGAAGGGGAUCCUGAUUUUUGGUAUCAGGUCCCGGCCAUGAUCGCGACUGGGAGUCGUGCCGCUGCCCCGUCGAUGCACAGUCCGGUCGGCAGUGGGAGAUCCCCAGGGACCACCGUGCCGACGGGCUCAGAGUCAUCGACGGGGGUGGGAACUGAGCUACCAAAUGUGGGCGAAAUAUUUCGUGAUCAGUUGGAGCAUCGCCGGCCCUCUGUGGCGCGUCCCUCUACUGCACCGCGUGUGUUAAGGCUGGCAUCUCGAGAGGAAGCUGAACAAGUUGCCGGGCAAUAUUUUGACAGUAUAGGCUAUCAAUACCCCUUUAUAUCGCGACUGGAAUUCAUGCUUCACCUACGGCACAUUUAUUCAGGCGGCGAGCUGUCACCUGAAGUCCAUCACGCCUAUCAUAUCACCAUUGCUACCUCCCUCUUGAUGAGCUCUGCGGAUCCGACACAGGCUGUGGAAUUCUAUCAUGCGAGUCAGGUGACUCUCCCAAUGGCCUUGCAGAACGAAGAUCUACCGGCUGUUCGGGCCUUGUUGGGCCUGGCACUCUAUACUAUGUUUGCUACGGCAGGCCCGAGUAUUUGGCAUGUCCUGGGUACUACAAUGCGCCUGGCGAUUAGCUUGGGUCUUCACAAGGCUCGAUCAUAUACGAGCGUGGCGGAGGAGGAAAUGUCCAAGCGGGCCUUUUGGAGUCUGUACAAUCUUGAUCGCUUGAUCGCGAGCACUCUCGGUCGACCUCUGGGGAUCCCGGACGAUGACAUUACUGUGACUCUUCCACGGGAGCUGAACGAGGAUGGAACUGAAGCACCAGGUAGUAGUGCGAUGACCAUUCCAUUACAGGUCAUUCGUCUCCGCCGGAUAUUUUCGCGCAUCUACCGAUACUUGUAUAAUGGUCUCCCGCGCCCACCUUCGCAUGAAGUUGCUGCAACUCUUGAUCAAUUUCGCCGUGAGGUAGAUGACUGGCGAAUGAGAGCUCCAGUCUAUCCAUCAGCGCUCCUGUAUUCCACGUCAUACUACGAUUAUUUAUACUAUACGACGAUUCUUCUCAUGUAUCGUCCUAGCCCACGAAAUCCAACUCCAGACAUCACCAGCAUCGUCAGUUGUGGUGAUUCUAGCAUACAAGUGAUCCGGUCAUAUUGGGACAGUUAUUCGGUGGGGAAGUUGAAAUGGAUCUGGUUAACUCUGAGCCAAGUCUACUUCGCAGGCAUCACUAUCCUGUGGUGUCUAGAGCAAAACGCCCGCUCGUUACGUGAGUCCCGGCCUGCGCCAUGGACUCCUGAUGCGCAGAUGAUGCGCCGGGGGAUCCAGGCCGUCGUGGUUCUGUUAGAAGAGUUUGGCAAGCGACGGCCUGGGGUGGACCGUCUUGCAGAUACGUUUCGCCAUCAAAGUACCACUGUUUUCAGCCAAAUGGUCUAUCAACAGCAGCAAAUGGAGCAACAACAACGUCAGCACCAGCAGCACCAGCAACAGCAGACUCAGCCUCUGAUACCUCCGCAUUCCUCAAUUUCACUUGCUCCACCACCAGCACCUUCGGUCCCGCUGGCCCCUAUUCUCGACGAUGUUCUCCUGGUCGAUGGUAGCGGAACCAUGCCAAUGAUCGAUCCUCAAAUGGCGGAGCAACUCUAUUACUCUUAUAAUUGGUUUCAAGAGGAAAUGGCCACUUAUUAUACCCUUUAA
Molecule: messenger RNA, 2097 nt
Organism: Penicillium malachiteum
Lineage: Eukaryota; Fungi; Ascomycota; Eurotiomycetes; Eurotiales; Aspergillaceae
Product: putative C6 transcription factor
Exons: 2
Coding region: 1-2097 (698 amino acids)
Biological process (GO): positive regulation of transcription by RNA polymerase II; DNA-templated transcription
Molecular function (GO): DNA-binding transcription factor activity, RNA polymerase II-specific; zinc ion binding; sequence-specific DNA binding
Source: RefSeq, a predicted model, not a curated record